AUGAGAGGACAGCACCGCAGUAUCAAUUCAAUCCGCAGACUCUGCAGCCUCAAGCACUCAGACUUUGUGAACUGCCUGAUUGAUGAGACGAUAUCACUUGACAACCUGCAGAGACUGAAACAAACAUUUGAGGACUUCGGCUCGAGAUGCAUCGACGCGAAGAAUUUUGGACGUGUAGUGAAGAAGUGUUUAGAUUUGCCUAACGCAAGCAACGAGCAGAUUCAAGCGUUAUUUAAGAAGAUAGAUUAUUCAGGCCAAGGGAGAAUUUCAUGGGGUCAGUUCUGCACUCACAUGCUGCAGGAGCACAAGGAGAAGGAGGAAAGUGUGAGACGCAGCAAGCAGGUGGCUUUUACUCUGCCUGCCACCACGAAGGGUUUGGGGCAGGGCGCUCCCAUCGUCAGAAUCCAGUCAACCCCUGAUGGCACCAUCGUUACGCUGCGAGAAGACGGCACUGUUUGCUUCUGGAGCCCUGAGCUCCGACCUCAGUGGACCAAACAUUUAUUUAUCGAAGACGCUGCCAACAGCAAGUCAAAGUGGGCCAGUGAUUUCACUCUGAUGACUGAGUACAACAAGCUGAUGAUUGCAACAGGGGACAGAGAGAUCCAGAUUUACGAUCUCACCACUCUGGAGCCGUAUUGUCAGAUCAAUGCUCUGGACACAGUUCCUCUGACAUUAGACUACGGCUGCACCGGCCCUGAUAAGUGUUGUAUUCUGUAUGGAGACACAGAGGGAUGUGUGACCAUCAUUUUAAUAUCCUCUGUUGGAGAUACACUCAGGUUAUGGAAUAAAUUACCAAAGGUUGAAAAUGUUCCCAACAUAGUGAUUGACAACGCGGUGAUGUCUCCCAAUGUGACGUUUGUCAGAUGGAAGGUUCAUCAUGACUGGGUGACACAGGUCAAGUAUUUUCCAAGUUUCCAAGCUGUUGUCUCCUCAUCAAAUGAAGAAUGCUCUUCUCUUGUUAUAGGCCGAGUGCUGCCUUUAACAGAUGCCGAGCAGCAGCUGAGUGAGAUCAGAGAGUCCUCCUAUGAAGGGAAGACCAAGAAGGUGCAGAUGAGCUGGACCCCACAGCUCCGGGCGUCCUGCGACCAGACGGUUUUCAACAUUUACAAAGGUGUCAAGACCUUUGACCUUUGUCGGAAGCACAGCCUGUUGGUCACAGGAGGCAUGGACAGACUCAUACGAAUGUGGAACCCACAUUUUUCAGGGAAACCAAAUGGGAUUUUGAAAGGCCACUCUGCUCCCAUCGUCCACCUCUGCAUCUCCUCAGAGGACAGUCACGUCUUCUCUGUCUCCAGUGACAGCGCUGUGAAAAUCUGGGAUAUUCAGGACCAGUGCUGCCUGUUUAUGGUCGACCCUAAAGCGAGCGGGAUUCAUGGAGACAUAUCUGCGUGUUGGUAUUCGUCUGCCAUGAAAUCGCUCUUCAUCGCCGCAGACUGCAUGGCUGUGCUCUCACUCAAGAUAAGGCCACAGAUUUGCAGCCGUUUGACUGUUUCACACAACGAGCCUGUGACGUGCUGCGGCUACAGCGAGGAGUUCCGUCAAGUUGUCAGCUGCACUGAAGGAUCUGUGAAAGUCUGGGAUUUUGACAGCGGUCGUCAGAUGUUUGAGUUUGGUGGCACACGUGAUCAGUCCGCCAUCACGUGCAUGACGUUUGACCUCAAAGGGAGGAGACUCUUCACUGGUGGAAGAGAUGGAUGUUUAAAGAUCUGGAACUUUAACAAUGGUCAGUGCUUGAAGACGCUGAAGAAGGUGGGUGAAUGUCGCGAAGUGUGUGACUGCAUCUUUAUGAAAGUUCACAGGAACGGCUAUGUGAUGUCUGUCGGCCGGGACAGGAACAUUGACAUUUACUCGGACAUGCCUGAGGACCUUCGUCAUGUCCAGAGGCCGCAGCCUUCGUGGCAGGACGACCUGAAAAACGGCCAUAAUGACGACAUCCUUUGUGUGGCGCAGUGCCCGCCGUCUCUCUUGGCCACCAGCAGCUAUGAUGGAGAGAUUAUCGUGUGGAAUGUGGUUUCUGGACGGAUACAGAGUCGGUUUGUCACCCCUCAUGCAGCCGAAUACCAAAAUGCUGAAGGACUGGACUCAAGUGUUCCAAGCAUCAUUUUCCUGAAGAACCUCAAGGUUUCCUCUGCCACGCUUCUCUUGUCUUCCGGGGCCAUGGGUUGUAUUAAUAUCUGGCAAGUGCUCAGCGGAGGAAAGUUCCUGAGCAGCUUCAAAGCCUCUAGAUUCCAGCAGAAAAUAACAAAACUGGCUAAAACAGACGAGGACACGUUGCUCUAUGCUGCUGACCAUAUUGGUUACAUCUACGUUUUCAACAUGAGCAAGUUUUCCCCCGAGCAAAAAUCACCCAGAGCUGAAAACUUCUGGCGUGCCCACACCAGCAGAGUUUCUGGCCUGCAGAUUGUUCACAAUGAUCAAGUGGUGCUCACCUCAUCCACAGACUACACCGUGCGUCUGUGGAGCUCACGUGGAGAAUUCAUAGGGACCUUUGGGCAAACUGAGAGCUGGAGCACCCACAUCCAGUCCUCCUGGAUGCACCCCGCCGUCCCUUAUGAGGUUCUGAUUCAUCCUCUGAGUAUCCCAGCUCAUGAAACCACAAAUGUAAAAGCACGGCAGUCUAAUGAAAUCCAUUACACAGCCGAGGCUGAUGGAGGGGAACAACAGUCAGCGACGCACGGCGGGUUGAGACUUCCGCCGACAUCCAUCAGUGAACCAGACAUCGAGGAAGAUUAAAACACAUUUUACCCAGUGGAACACAAGCCUGGACUCUGUCAUGAAAUUGCCGAGCAUACUAACAAGCUAUCGAACGGCGGCGCUCUGAAAGGCUUUUAUACUGUGGAGCCACCGCAAGACCUGACCUCUCCCUCGCUCCCUCGCAUCGAUCCUCUCAUAAGCAGCACUGAGGAACUGCAGUCCACUGAAUGAGAGGAAACUGUAUUGAUCACAUGUGGAAAACUGCAGCAUCCGCUAUAAUAAGGAAGAAGCAAGCACAAAUCAAAUGUACUGAAACAAUGGUU
This is a messenger RNA of Paralichthys olivaceus (Japanese flounder), 3017 nucleotides long. NCBI's taxonomy places the organism in Eukaryota, Metazoa, Chordata, Actinopteri, Pleuronectiformes, Paralichthyidae. The record is from RefSeq and is a predicted model, not a curated record.